This is a messenger RNA of Prionailurus viverrinus (fishing cat), 2769 nucleotides long. It is a transcript of the gene PPARGC1A, whose product is annotated as PPARG coactivator 1 alpha. The transcript is spliced from 13 exons. Gene Ontology annotation, biological process: positive regulation of transcription by RNA polymerase II. Bases 83 to 2473 code for a protein of 796 amino acids. Gene Ontology annotation, molecular function: RNA binding; transcription factor binding. Gene Ontology annotation, cellular component: nucleus. The record is from RefSeq and is a predicted model, not a curated record. Lineage: Eukaryota; Metazoa; Chordata; Mammalia; Carnivora; Felidae.
GCUGGUUGCCUGCAUGAGUGUGUGCUCUGUGUCACUGUGGAUUGGAGUUGAAAAAGCUUGACUGGCGUCAUUCAGGAGCUGGAUGGCGUGGGACAUGUGCAACCAGGACUCUGUAUGGAGUGACAUCGAGUGUGCUGCUCUGGUUGGUGAAGACCAGCCUCUUUGCCCAGAUCUUCCUGAACUUGACCUUUCUGAACUAGACGUGAACGACUUGGAUACAGACAGCUUUCUGGGUGGACUCAAGUGGUGCAGUGACCAAUCAGAAAUAAUAUCCAAUCAGUACAACAAUGAGCCUUCAAACAUAUUUGAGAAGAUAGAUGAAGAGAACGAGGCGAACUUGCUAGCAGUCCUCACAGAGACACUGGACAGUCUCCCUGUGGAUGAAGACGGAUUGCCCUCAUUUGAUGCGCUGACAGAUGGAGAUGUGACCACUGAGAAUGAGGCUAGUCCUUCCUCCAUGCCUGACGGCACCCCUCCGCCUCAGGAGGCAGAAGAGACGUCUCUACUUAAGAAGCUCUUACUGGCACCAGCCAAUACUCAGCUAAGUUAUAAUGAAUGCAGUGGUCUCAGUACCCAGAACCAUGCAAACCAUAAUCACAGGAUCAGAACAAACCCUGCAGUCGUUAAGACCGAGAAUUCAUGGAGCAAUAAAGCGAGGAGCAUUUGUCAACAGCAAAAGCCACAAAGACGUCCCUGCUCGGAGCUGCUCAAGUAUCUGACCACAAAUGAUGACCCACCUCAUAUCAAACCCACAGAGAACAGGAACAGUAGCAGAGACAAAUGCACCUCCAAAAAGAAGUCCCACACACAGUCGCAGUCUCAACAUUUACAAGCCAAACCAACAACUUUAUCUCUUCCUCUGACCCCAGAGUCACCAAAUGACCCCAAGGGUUCCCCAUUUGAGAACAAGACUAUUGAACGAACCUUAAGUGUGGAACUCUCUGGAACUGCAGGCCUAACUCCGCCCACUACUCCUCCUCACAAAGCCAACCAAGAUAACCCUUUCAGGACUUCUCCAAAGCUGAAGUCCUCUUGCAAGACUGUGGGACCUCCUCCAUCAAAGAAGCCCAGGUACAGUGAGCCUCCUGGCACCCAAGGCAAUAACUCCACCAAGAAGGGGCCCGAGCAGUCUGAGUUGUACGCACAACUCAGCAAGACCUCCGUGCUCACCAGUGGACACGAGGAAAGGAAGGCCAAGCGGCCCAGCCUACGGCUGUUUGGUGACCAUGACUAUUGUCAGUCGAUUAAUUCCAAAACGGAAAUACUCAUUAAUAUAUCACAGGAGCUCCAAGACUCUAGACAACUAGAAUAUAAAGAUGCCCCCUCCGAUUGGCAGGGGCAGAUUUGUUCUUCCACAGAUUCAGACCAGUGCUACCUGAGAGAGACUCCGGGGGCGGGCAAGCAGGUCUCUCCUUGCAGCACCAGAAAACAGCUCCAAGACCAGGAAAUCCGAGCCGAGCUGAACAAGCACUUCGGUCAUCCCAGUCAAGCUGUUUUUGACGACGAAGCAGACAAGACCAGUGAACUGAGGGACAGUGAUUUCAGUAAUGAACAAUUCUCCAAACUACCUAUGUUUAUAAAUUCAGGACUAGCCAUGGAUGGCCUGUUUGAUGACAGUGAAGAUGAAAGUGAUAAACUGAACUACCCUUGGGAUGGCACACAAUCCUAUUCGUUGUUCGAUGUGUCGCCUUCUUGCUCCUCUUUUAACUCUCCGUGUAGAGAUUCCGUGUCACCACCCAAAUCCUUAUUUUCUCAAAGACCCCAAAGGAUGCGCUCUCGUUCAAGGUCCUUUUCUCGACACAGGUCGUGUUCCCGAUCACCAUAUUCCAGGUCAAGAUCAAGGUCCCCAGGCAGUAGAUCCUCUUCAAGAUCUUGCUACUACUAUGAGUCGAGCCACUGCAGACACCGCGCGCACCGAAAUUCUCCUCUGUGCGCAAGAUCACGUUCCGGGUCGCCCUACAGCCGGAGGCCCAGGUAUGACAGCUACGAGGAAUAUCAGCACGAAAGGCUGAAGAGGGAAGAAUACCGCAAAGAGUAUGAGAAGCGGGAGUCUGAAAGGGCCAAACAAAGGGAGAGGCAGAGGCAGAAGGCAAUUGAAGAACGCCGUGUGAUUUACGUUGGUAAAAUCAGACCUGACACAACACGGACGGAACUGAGGGACCGUUUUGAAGUUUUUGGUGAAAUUGAGGAGUGCACAGUAAAUCUGCGGGAUGAUGGAGACAGCUAUGGUUUCAUUACCUACCGUUAUACCUGUGAUGCUUUUGCUGCUCUUGAAAAUGGAUACACUUUGCGCAGGUCGAAUGAAACUGACUUCGAGCUGUACUUUUGUGGACGCAAGCAAUUUUUCAAGUCUAACUAUGCAGACCUAGAUUCAAACUCAGAUGACUUUGACCCUGCUUCCACCAAGAGCAAGUAUGACUCUCUGGAUUUUGAUAGUUUACUGAAAGAAGCUCAGAGAAGCUUGCGCAGGUAACAUGUUCCCUGGCUGAAGAUGACAGAGGGACGGUGAAUACCUCACGGGACAGCGCGUCCUUCCCUAACUGACUAUUGCAAGUCAUACUUAGGAAUUUCUCCUACUUUACACUCUCUGUAUAAAAACAAAACAAAACAACAACAAUACAACAAGAACAACAACAACAAUGGUUUACAUGAACACAGCUGCUGAAGAGGCAAGAGACAGGAAGGAUAUCCAGUAAGCACGUUUAUUCAUGGGUGUCAACUUUGCUUUCCCUGGAGUCUCUUGGUGACGGAGUGUGUGUGUGUGUGUGU